Messenger RNA from Oryzias melastigma (Indian medaka), 1563 nucleotides. RefSeq lists its product as uncharacterized. The transcript is spliced from 4 exons. Bases 256 to 825 code for a protein of 189 amino acids. NCBI's taxonomy places the organism in Eukaryota, Metazoa, Chordata, Actinopteri, Beloniformes, Adrianichthyidae. The record is from RefSeq and is a predicted model, not a curated record.
UAUUUUUUACAUAGGAAGUACUUGUGUAGAUUAAAUUUGUGCUCUAUUUAUUUAUUUACUUAUUUAUUUAAUCUGCUAAAUUGAAAAUGUCAUUGCAUUUUUGUUUGCAACAUAAAUAAAAAAAAGUAAAGUAAAAAAAAAAAAAACCUACCUGAAAUUGUUAAGGUGCCCUCACCUAUGCUCAUCCUUUCCUUACCUCCAACUCGUGUUUACCGCCCGGUCCUGACGUGUCUGCUUUGAUUUAAAGGUGACGCAAUGCCCCAGAGUGGCCUGAACUAUGAGAGGAGAGAGCAUCCCCACUGGUGGAGAAGCAAGCGCCUGGUCAGCAAGGACAACACAAGCACAGGUCUGAUAAAUGGAAUGGGAGGUAUUCGAACCAGUGAGGCUGCAGACGCCUGUACAUGGCAUGGCCCCACACCUCCACGUGGACUUAAUGGUUAUAUUAAACACAACUACAAGAGCAAAGGCACAAAAGAAAAACCUUUAUCUGCCACUAAUGAAGUGGCCGCUGGGAGUGCGGGCGGCGCGUUGGAUGUCGGGGUAAACGGUGUUGCUCAUUCGUAUGAAUUUCAUCGAGUGGAACCAGAUCCCGGCUCUUUAACCUCGAAGCAUAACAGAAGAGGGAAAACCUUUAAACACCAGAAAAAGACAUGGAAGCAUGAAAUUCCUCCUGCCGGAUCUACUUCGCCAGUCAUGCAAUCGAAGGAGGAGGAAAACUGGGAAAAUGAGAUCCGAGAAGUCACUCUCCAUAAUUGGGAUGAGAUGUGUUUUGGAGUCAACCCUUAUGGUAACAGAGAAACAAUCAUUUUGGUCCUGAGGAUUUGAUCCACUUUUCUCUACGGGGGACAUCUUUCACACAAAGGGAUGGCUUGGAGAGGCCAACAACAAUGGACUACAAACCAAAAGUGCACCACCCGCACCCUGUCAAGUGGUUCUGCUACAACAUUCCCUCAGAGCCAGACCAGUUUGCAGACGCUGACAAGUGAAUCAGACAGACGUCUGCAGUUUUCUUAUGGAUGUCAAUCCUCUCACACCCAAACAGGGCUGGUUGCAUAUAGUUAUUCCACUCUAGUUAGUGGUUUUCUGGUUGAGUUAGUGUAUCAAGUAACUUGUUGGAGAUUAAGAGGCUAAUUCUGGAAUAUAGAAACUUCAGUUCAGGAAAGUUUGUUUCAAAGAUUAAUUUUGGAAUAUAGAUUUUAUAUUUUUUUUAUUUGCAAAAAAACUAAUGUAGAUUGAAUUCUGUUUUUAUUUGCAUUAAUUGUUUAUUAAAAAAAUCAAAUUUUAUUUGUACUUCCAUUUUUUUAAAUUGUUGCACUCUUCAAAGAGCUGUAGUAUUACAGAAUGGGUUAAAAUGCUUAUAACUAUAAAAAAAAUAGCUCAGUUGAUAAUUUGUUCAUUUCUAGUAUUGCAAAUAAAACAUCCAGUUUCAUUCAGUCAAAAAAUAAUGUUUUGAUUUUGCAAUAACAGCAUACAGUGAAGUUCAGAGAUAAUGUAUGGCUUGCUCUGUAACAGAAUUAUUUUAUUUAUCUUCAUGUUCACAACUGCAAUAAAUCAGCUACCGUU